Messenger RNA from Juglans regia (Persian walnut), 2765 nucleotides. RefSeq names its product AT-rich interactive domain-containing protein 1. The record is from RefSeq and is a predicted model, not a curated record. The coding region runs from base 215 to 2299 and encodes 694 amino acids. Lineage: Eukaryota; Viridiplantae; Streptophyta; Magnoliopsida; Fagales; Juglandaceae. Gene Ontology annotation, molecular function: DNA binding. The transcript has 3 exons.
UCCAAUGACAAUUUUCCGUUUUUUUGGGAUUUUGAAGAAGAGGGUCUGUAUCUGUUCAAAACUUGAAUUUUAGCCCUCCCUCUCUUUCUCUCGCACGCACCCACAAAUAUCUGCAAUCAAGAGAGAGAAAGUGCGUGGUCAUGGGUUCCAAACUGGCUAGUAGCUUCAAAGCGUUAGAGUCGAUAUUUUCCCGCCCAAAACACGAUUUACGAGCAUGACCCAGAUGGAUGAUCGGGUCCCUUUUUCGUUCAUUUUUGUAGUUCAUCGGCUCAAAGUUCUUCGUCUUUCACGGUGGUCGAUGCUAGCUGAUGACGGAUCGGCUGUAGAUUGCGACAAAUCCCCAAGAAAGAAGCUCAAGCCGAGCUUCUGCGUCGACCUUGAACCGGCUUGGAAAGUGUCCAAUAAGUCCUCGGAAGCUUGCGUCGAAAGCGAACGAGAACCUGACAAGCUCCGAUGCGAGUUCGAAGGGUUUCUUCGAGGUUCCGGCAAGGAGAUCUGCACCCAAAACACUUUUCUCCCUCUACCUCCAAUGCUUGGAGAUGGGCAACACGUGGAUUUGCUUAAGCUUUUCUUGGUUGUGCGAGAGAAGGGUGGGUGCGAUGCGGUUUCGGAAAAUGGGUUGUGGCAUUUGGUGGCUAAAGAGUCUGGUUUGUUCGGUUCGAAUCUUGCUUCGCCGGUGAAGUUGGUUUACAUAAAGUAUUUGGAUACCCUUGAGAGAUGGUCGAAGAGGGCUGUCGAGAAUAAGGGCUUGGAAUGCGGUUUGAAUAACAGCUGUGUAAGUUUCAGUGGGUUUUUGAUGGAGGCGCAUGCUGACCUUAGAGCUUCUUUAACAAAGGCUCCGGGUGAGAAGCAGAACGAGGACGAGGAGUAUCCACAUCUGGAAUUAUUAUCUGAGGAGGUGGAGUCGAAUGGGGGCGAAAAGUGUGCUGGUGUUGAGGGAUUGUCGGGUUUGGAUUUGGUGGGAAAAAUUGGUGAUAGUAAGAAAUUAUGCAAUGAAGGAGAAAGAGAGGAGAUACUGUUGGAUGGGGACGAGAAUGAUGUAAUCAUUGAGGAGAAACAGGUGUGCUUGGAUUCGAGUGAGAGUGUUGCGAAUGUGCAGGAUGGUGGAAACCUGUGUGACACUGAGGUAAAUAGUUUGGUAGCUGAGCAGGAUGGGGGCAAGAGAUGCGAUAUUGAUGACGAUGAUGUAGUGAUCUUGGACCCAGGGAGAUUUUGUGUUAAGAGGAAGCGGGAGUCUCUAUGUGGAAUGCUCAGCUGGAUUACAGGUGUGGCAAAGAAUCCUUGUGAUCGUGCUGUUGGUUCAUUACCAGAAUGGUCCAAAUGGAAGUCUCAUGGGAAGGAGGAGAUGUGGAAGCAGGUUUUGUUGGCUCGGGAGGCCAUCUUUCUGAAAAGACAAGUUGAUUCAAGUGCUGACCAAUGGCAGAAAGCUCAGAAGAUGCAUCCAUGCUUGUAUGAUGAUCAACUUGGCUCAAGUUACAAUUUUAGAGAGAGAUUAAGACAUGGCAAGAAGCUCAAUUCUGAGAAAACGACGUUUCAGGCACAAACUUGUUCUGAAUCACUCUCAGCCACUCAAAGUGGCUCAGACAAAAGUCCUUGUGCUGAAGUUAUGGAAGAUAAAGUCGACAAUCAGUUGCUUGGAAAUACUGAUUUAUUCACAGAAAACUCAGCACUUGACAAAUAUGUCCCAAAGGGCAUCUCUUGGAGGCCACGUUCAAAAGCUGAAGUGCAGGAAUGGACUGGUAUGACUUCUGAAAGUGACCCUAAGUGGUUGGGGACCCGGGUUUGGCCAUUGGAAAAAGUGGAGCAGAGAUAUCUCAUUGAAAGGGAUCCUAUUGGAAAGGGGAGACAAGAUUCAUGUGGCUGUGAAGUGCCUGGUUCUAUUGAAUGUAUCAAGUUUCACAGUGGUGAGAAAAAAUUGAGAGUGAAACGGGAACUGGGCUCAGCUUUUUAUCAAUGGAAAUUUGAUAAGAUGGGGGAGGAAGUCAAACUUUCUUGGACAAAGGAAGAAGAACAGAAAUUUAAGGCUAUACUGAAGUCAAAUCCUGCAUCUCUUCAGACGUUCUUCUGGGAUCAGAAGUUUUUUCCUACCAAGAGCAGGGAAGAUUUGGUGAGUUAUUACUUCAAUGUCUUUCUUAUGGAGCGCAGAGGAUACCAGAAUAGGUUUACCCCAAAUAGCAUUGACAGUGAUGAAGAUGAAUUAGAAUCUGUAUUAGUGACUAAUGGUACAGGGCAGGAAGCCGAGAAGUCACCGAGCUCCAUAUUUUAUUCCCCAAAGAAGCCACAUACAAAUCGUAGAUAACUCUGAUAAGCUGCCAACACAAUAUACUUUUAAGCAAUCAAGUGCUUCAGUGAGAUUGUGUAUGGCAGUUUUUGUUCACCUGUGGAGGUUUUCAAUGUUCUUUUGCCUGGUGUAUCAAUGGAGAAUCAAUCAUCAUUACCUCCUAGAAGUGAAUUUGAAGGGUUAAAAAGUCAUAUUGAGGAGAAAUUUUGAAGAAUAGUUAAGGUCAUAUAUACUUUUUGAGAUAUUUUUUUGUGUAUUCAUCAUGAUUACUGACAAAAACUACAGGUACCUUGUAUACUUCUAUAUCGUUUUUCAGCAGUUUUUUUUUACAAGGCUUAAACAGAAGCCUUGGGGAUAUAGGGGAAAAGGUUAGAAACUUGGCGUGCUGGAAUUCAGACUGUAGUCUCUCAUCCCUCAGUCUGUAAAUGCACCUGCUGUUACUUUCUAAAAGGGUGUAAUCACGAGUUUUUCUCUUACAAUUUCA